GCGAGUAUAGAGAGGGAAAGAGAGAGAGGGAGGUUCCGCGAUCUGUCGUCGUUGUCUGUUUGUAGCUACCGUGUUUCUUUUUGCUGAUAUUACAUCACAUUUAUCAUCGUUUUUAAGAGACACUUUAUUCUUUUUUUGGGAUAGGAUACUCUUAUGAACCCUUUAAUUCACAUCGACAUUUGGUAGCCUAUUUAUUUUUCCUGUGAGUCUUUUAGACGACGGAUCAUGGCAAGUGCGCUGGCGUCUAGUGUCCGUGAGUACGAUUUCCGAUCGUCCGACGUUUGUAAACAAUAGUGUGUAAACGUUUGCGUCUAAUCCGACUUGAGAUCGUUUCUUUAGUGGCGUACGCUUCAUUGUAGUCGUUGUCAGUCGCUGUAAUCGAGCAAUACACACAUACAGGCAGGCAAAGCACAACUGUAACGUAUUUAUCCGUUGAGAUUACAACUUGAUUUUAUAAUUGAUUUAUAAUUCACACCAGACUGUUAGUCAUAUCCAAGCAAUCAUUCUGCAAGAUCGAUCUUGCACGUGUCGAAACGCGACGCACGCAAUAUUAAUCGUACAAGAGCAAUUUCGCGCCACCUGACAGUUGAAGUUUAAUACGAAGCUGUGAGGAUUAAUCAAACAUAGCCUGUGAGAACAAUUUAAGCACAUUUAUUUACCUGUGGUAUCGCGAGCAAGCACCCCCCACGCACAAACACACACACACGCACGCGCAAAAAUACACAACCGUUGGCUAUAUCAAGCAUCCCUCAAGGAGCAUCUCAUCAGACCGUCCAAAAAAAGAGCCUGAACGACGCGGUGGAAGAAUGGCCCUCUCAUUUAUUGCAUUGAUUCUCCUUUGGUCUUUCUCUCUCACCUCGGCGUCACGCAAUACAACAGCAGGCUGUGCCAUUAUUCGCCCCCCACGUGAUGGAGGGAUAAGAUACAGGGGUCUGACCCAAGAGCAGAUUCGUAGCGUGCAGGUGUUGCCUGUAGACUACGAAAUCGAGUACAUCUGCAGAGGGAACAGGGUGAUCGUAGGGCCAAAGGUCAGAAAGUGUUUGCCCGAUGGCACUUGGACUGAUCUGACCCAGCACAGCAGAUGCUUACUGCCGUGCGCGAGGGUGUGGACGUCUCUGGAGAACGGGCGAGUGACCGUGCACCCUCCAGGCCCGGCAGUGGAGGGCACCAUACUGCACUACUCGUGUCUGGAGGGUUUCAUCCUGGUGGGCAGAAACAGCACGCAGUGCACUAAACUCGGCAAGUGGGACUCACCCAAACCUGUGUGCCACUAUGACAGACAUUAUACAGGCAAGAAGAAACUCUACAUCGGAGCCCUGUUCCCUAUGAGUGGAGGAUGGCCGGGCGGGCAGGCAUGUCUUCCUUCUGCUCAAAUGGCUCUGGAUCUAGUAAACAAGAGAACGGAUAUUCUCCCGGAUUAUGAACUUGAAUUAAUCUACUAUGACAGUAUGUGCGACCCAGGAGAAGCCACAAAGCUUCUGUAUGACCUUCUCUACACGGAGCCCAUAAAGAUCGUCCUGAUGCCCGGCUGCAGUUCAGUCUCCACGCUGGUGGCCGAAGCCGCUCGCAUGUGGAACCUCAUAGUGUUGUCCUACGGCUCCAGUUCCCCGGCUCUCUCCAAUCGACAGCGAUUUCCAACGUUCUUCCGAACGCAUCCAUCCGCCACCCUGCAUAACCCCACCCGCGUGCAGCUCUUCCAGAAAUGGAAGUGGACCAAGAUCGCCACUAUCCAGCAAACCACUGAGGUCUUCACCUCGACGCUGGAUGAUCUAGAGCAGAGGGUGAAGGAGGCCGGGAUCGAGAUCAGCGUCAGGCAGAGCUUCCUUACGGAUCCCGCAGUCGCCGUCAAAAACCUCAAGCGCCAGGAUGCUCGGAUCAUCGUGGGUCUGUUCUACGAAACGGAAGCCAGGAAAGUGUUUUGCGAGGUCUAUAAGGAGAAGCUGUAUGGGAAAAAGUAUGUGUGGUUUCUGAUUGGCUGGUACGCCGACAACUGGUUCAAGAUUAAAGAUCCAUCCAUCAACUGCACCGUGGAGCAAAUGACUGAAGCUGUGGAGGGGCACGUUACCACGGAGAUUGUGAUGCUCAAUCCAGAAACGGUUCGAGGGGCCUCCAACCUGACCUCACAGGAGUUCCUAACCCAGCUGAUGUCCAAGCUCGGUGGGAAAAAUCCAGAGGAAACCGGCGGAUUCCAGGAAGCCCCUUUGGCGUACGAUGCGGUUUGGGCCCUUGCUCUGGCUCUCAAUAAGACAGUGGGGCCCUUAAAGGCUAAGGGACGAAGGCUGGAAGACUUUAAUUACAAUAACAAGGACAUUACGGCUGAGAUCUACAGAGCCCUUAACACCAGCUCCUUCGAGGGAGUAUCGGGUCAUGUAGUGUUUGACGCACAGGGCUCCAGAAUGGCUUGGACACUCAUUGAACAACUGCAAGGAGGAAGCUACAAGAAGAUUGGAUACUAUGAUAUGACCAAAGGCAAUCUCUCCUGGUAUGGGAAUGACAGGUGGAUAGGCGCUGAGCCACCUGCGGAUCAAACUGUGGUUAUACAACAGUUCAGAUAUCUGUCACAAAAACUCUUCAUCUCAGUUUCUGUUUUUGCUGGUUUGGGGAUUUUGAUGGGGAUCGUUUGUCUGACCUUUAACAUUUACAACAGUAACGUAAGGUAUAUACAAAACUCUCAGCCUUACCUGAACAACAUGACUGCGGUCGGCUGUAUGAUGGCUCUGGCAGCUGUUUUUCCUCUGGGAAUCGAUGGACUUCAUGUACAGAACUCUCAGUUUCCUGUGGUCUGCCAGUUUCGUUUGUGGCUGCUUGGACUCGGUUUCAGUUUGGCUUACGGCAGCAUGUUUACAAAGAUAUGGUGGGUCCACACUGUGUUCACGAAGAAGGAUGAAAAGAAAGACAAGAGGAAACAACACCUGGAGCCCUGGAAGCUGUAUGCCACCGUCGGGGUCCUGCUGGUUAUUGACGUCCUGUCCCUCAUGAUUUGGCAGAUUGUGGAUCCCCUGUACAUCACGGUGGAGAAGUUCACUAAAGAAGCGCCUAAAGGGGACGUGGAUCAGUUGAUUGAACCGUUGCUGCAGCACUGCAGUUCAGAGAAGAUGAACACAUGGCUCGGAGUCGUGUACGGCUACAAGGGCUUACUGCUGCUCCUGGGUAUUUUCCUGGCUUACGAAACCAAAUCUGUGUCCACCGAGAAAAUAAACGAUCACCGAGCUGUCGGAAUGGCCAUCUACAACGUAUCCGUGUUGUGCAUGAUCACCGCUCCCGUCACGAUGAUCCUGUCCUCCAAGCAGGACGCCUCAUUCGCCUUCGCCUCAUUGGCCAUCAUCUUCUCUGUCUACAUCACACUAGUUGUGCUUUUUGUUCCUAAGAUGAGGAGGCUGAUCACUCGCGGUGAAUGGCAGUCAGACCAGCAGGAAACCAUGAAGACCGGCUCUUCCACAAACAACAAUGAUGAAGAGAAAUCCCGUCAGCUGGAGAGAGAGAACAAGGAGCUGCAGAAAAUCAUUCAGGAGAAAGAGGAGCGAGUAUCAGAGCUCAGAAACCAGCUGUCAGAGAGACAAGCCCUGCGCUCCAGGAGACGCCCGUCAUCGACCAAUCAGAACCACAGUACGCCGUCUUUGCCAAAUCCUCAGAACGAUCCCAAAUCCCUCCUACCCCCACCAGGAUACCCCCUACCCGCUUCCGACAACCACUCUCUCCCUCCCACCUUCUCAAACUCCUCGGUCCUUUACCAGCCCGACGGCAAGAUAAACCGCAACAACUGUCACCCCAGCCGACUGCAGCUCCUCUACAAGUGAACGCGGAGAUAUCGCAGAUGUUAAAGAGGAAGCACAAACGGGGCAAAGCAAAAGUGGAGACGCUACCUUGAUCCACUUUUCUACCCAACAGGACCACUUUUUUUUCUUUCUUCGUUGGUUUCUUUUGUUUUCAGCACGGGAGGUCGUGUUGUUGACUAGUCUCGAGAAUCUGUUGUUGUGUCACCACAUUUGAAAGCCACACACAUGCUGUGAGAUGCGCUAGUUUGUUUGAAUGACUAAUCCUCUGUGAAAAGAUGACUUGCGAACAUCCUCGCAGACACUUCUUCGGUCAAAGUGGAUUCUGGGUCCAAAAUUAGAGGUAAAAUACUUGCCAGUUAUUUUGCCAUGAACUGCAGCAAUAUGUGGGCUGAAUUUUGUGAACUUCGCUAAGGUGAAGAUGACCUGCAUGAUAUAAAUCAAAAACAUAUAAAGCAUCUACUUAAGAAGAACAACUAACAACCUCAUUGGAAAUUGUAUCUUCGGAAGUUCAUUCAGGAUGCUGUACGUUUAUUUACUUCUCUGGACGAAACGUGACAUUAAAUAAACCAUCA
Molecule: messenger RNA, 4348 nt
Organism: Misgurnus anguillicaudatus (oriental weatherfish)
Lineage: Eukaryota; Metazoa; Chordata; Actinopteri; Cypriniformes; Cobitidae
Gene: gabbr1b
Product: gamma-aminobutyric acid (GABA) B receptor, 1b
Biological process (GO): gamma-aminobutyric acid signaling pathway; G protein-coupled receptor signaling pathway
Cellular component (GO): G protein-coupled receptor heterodimeric complex; membrane
Molecular function (GO): G protein-coupled GABA receptor activity
Source: RefSeq, a predicted model, not a curated record